AUGGUUCGCUUGCAGCUGACGGCCACUUCAGAAGUGCUUCUGUAUGAGAUCAUCAAUGGACAGGACGAUUCAUUAAAGUGGUUGGCAGAACUUUGUGAUGACUUCGGACCACGCCAACUUGGAUCAGAAGCUUUGGAAGAUGCGAUUGACUGGGUGCUAGCAUCGCUUCGAUCAAUGUCCAUUCUGAACCUGUUCCUGGAUUACCUCACUGGAUACAAGCCUCGACUGCACAAGCUCAACAUACUGGCUAUUGAUGGGUCCCCACCAGGCCAAGUUGAAGGCGAAGUUGUAGUGAUAAGGGAAACAGAAGAACUACAGACAAGAAAUGUGAAAGGCAGGAUUGUGGUGACUGCCCAGAACUGGACAGGUUAUCGUACCACGAUGAGAUUCAGGAAGCUUGCUGCAGAUGCUGCAAAACGGGGAGCGUUAGCAUUACUGGUGAAAUCAGUUACGCCUGUGUCUCUUUAUACCCCUCAUGUUGGAGCAGGAGCGCGAGGUGUGUCUUUAUAUUUGAAAUAG
Messenger RNA from Cooperia oncophora, 519 nucleotides. The record is from the annotation of a GenBank genome assembly. NCBI's taxonomy places the organism in Eukaryota, Metazoa, Nematoda, Chromadorea, Rhabditida, Trichostrongylidae.